UUGCGAGCGGUUUCCGAAUCGCGCUCCCAGUUCGCUUGAUCGCGCCGCUGAUCGAAUUCGAUAGUUGAGUGUUGCUUUGGGAAAUUAAUCUGGAACUCGAUUGAGAUCGCGCCGAAUUCAACUGCACCACGGGUAUCUGUAAAAAGCAAAUCUAAACCCUUUGUUGCAUCUUUGAUCUGGAUUUUAUGUACCACGAUCGCCAGUCUGCCUGUGAUCGAUCAGAUAAGCGCCGUCCGGUACGAGCAGUCGCUUAACGAUCUUUAUCGCGCAUCUCUCGCGGAAAAUAACUGAAAAACUACUGCAUCUGCCGGUAAUUAGGGAACUAAUGAGUAGUAAUCGCGCGAUUCAGUGAAACAAGUGCGAUACCGCCCUCUACAGCUGGCUGAGCUCGGUGUUCGGUUUGCCGCGCUAAUUAACAGACUGGAUGUGAUUAUUUGUUAAAAGAGUGCAAGCAAGUUUGUUGUCCGCUGGUCACGCAGAAUUUAAUUAAAUCCGCGCCCACUUUAUAGCACGGUCGUUCCAAGUGAGUGCGUAUAACGUGCAAUAUUGUUCGGAGGAGCAGCAGACGUUCCUGGGGGUCACGCAACGCAACGAAGGCGACACCAUGGAUAUGUCCGGCACAAAUUCGUUGAAUAUGCGACCACUUUUUGGAGGAUACCCUUUUCAAGGACAAGGUCGUGUGAAUCAACUUGGCGGUGUAUUUAUAAAUGGUCGUCCAUUACCUAAUCAUAUACGCCUGAAAAUAGUAGAAAUGGCAGGUGCAGGAAUACGACCUUGCGUUAUCAGUCGACAGUUACGUGUGUCACAUGGAUGUGUAUCGAAAAUUUUAAAUAGAUAUCAGGAGACGGGUUCAAUACGACCUGGAGUAAUUGGUGGCUCAAAACCCAAAGUUGCGACACCAGAAAUAGAACAACGAAUUGAGGAGCUGAAAAAACAAAAUCCAGGAAUUUUCAGUUGGGAGAUACGAGAAAAACUAAUUAAGGAGGGCAUACCUGAUCCACCAUCCACGUCGUCCAUCAGCCGGUUGCUGCGGGGCUCGGAACGUCGCGAUGAUGAUGGUCGAAAGGAUUAUAGUAUUCACGGAAUCUUAGGUGCACGUAGUUCAGAUUCGAGUGAUACCGAGUCCGAGCCAGGAAUUCAAUUGAAACGAAAACAGCGACGAUCCCGUACAACAUUCACUGCAGAACAGCUAGAAGCACUGGAACGUGCUUUUGCCCGAACGCAGUACCCAGAUGUUUAUACUCGCGAAGAAUUAGCACAAUCAACAGGACUAACCGAAGCAAGGAUACAAGUUUGGUUUAGUAAUAGAAGGGCGCGGUUACGGAAACAUACAGGAGCCGGUAUGUCUUCAAUGGGCCCGCCUCUAUCGUCGUUAAGUGGAUUGCCUAUUUCAUCGAUGACGCAGUAUUCUCCUACAGCUCCGAGUUCGGACCCGCAUCAUCAAAUGGCUGGGUACGAUCUGGUUGCCGCCCAGUCGCAGCAUGGUUUCACGGCAGGAAGUUUUCAACAUCCUCACUUUGGUGGGCAGAAUUACUAUCAUCAAGAUUAUUCGAAGCUCUCAGUGGAGGAUUUCUCGAAGUUAGCUGCGGACAAUGCCAGCAAAAUGACACCAUCACUCCCAACCGAUUCCUAUGCAAAGGGUAUAGCAGAGGUGAAUUGGAGCCAAUCCUAUGGGACACAUCCUGGACAAACAUAUACUCAUCCUGCUAGCAAUGAUUAUGCAGCCGCUGCCCACUUGCACCAAGCGAACACUGCGGCUGCCAUCUAUUCAAAUCCUGUAGCCAGUCAGGCGAAGUAUUGGUCGUGAAAUAGAUUGAAUUGAAAUUGUAGAA
Hermetia illucens (black soldier fly) is the source of this 1832-nucleotide messenger RNA. It is a transcript of the gene gsb-n, whose product is annotated as protein gooseberry-neuro. The transcript is spliced from 5 exons. Lineage: Eukaryota; Metazoa; Arthropoda; Insecta; Diptera; Stratiomyidae. Bases 605 to 1807 code for a protein of 400 amino acids. Gene Ontology annotation, molecular function: DNA-binding transcription factor activity, RNA polymerase II-specific; RNA polymerase II cis-regulatory region sequence-specific DNA binding. Gene Ontology annotation, biological process: regulation of transcription by RNA polymerase II; anatomical structure development. The record is from RefSeq and is a predicted model, not a curated record.